This is a messenger RNA of Oryza brachyantha (malo sina), 2434 nucleotides long. Its product is annotated as AUGMIN subunit 8-like. Gene Ontology annotation, cellular component: nuclear microtubule; cytoplasm; centrosome. Lineage: Eukaryota; Viridiplantae; Streptophyta; Magnoliopsida; Poales; Poaceae. The coding region runs from base 270 to 2015 and encodes 581 amino acids. The record is from RefSeq and is a predicted model, not a curated record. The transcript is spliced from 7 exons. Gene Ontology annotation, molecular function: microtubule binding. Gene Ontology annotation, biological process: centrosome cycle; spindle assembly.
GCCCCGCUGCAACCGCCCCUCUCCCUCCUCCUCCCGCGGCGCUGCGGAGUGCGGAGCCCCUCCCCUACCCUCUCCUCUCCUCUCCAAGGGCAGUAGUGGCGGCGAGGCCCUGACAUCCCACGACGCCUCGCUGAGGAGGAGGAGGAGGAGGAGGGGGACCAACUAGUUGGGUGUUGCUGCGAGGGGAGUUCUCGAGAUCUUGGUUUUUCACGGAGAUCAAGUUUCAUGAUUCAUCUUGACGGUGUUGCUACUGGAAGCUGCUAUUCUUCAUGGAUGCCCUCACGAGUGAUGUGAAGAAGGCUGCUCUUGUCAAUGAGACUAGACCGCCACUAGUUCCAUCUGAGAAGCAUAAUGCAUCUCCAAUAAACCGUGGAAGAGAUGUUGCUUCUAGGUACAAGAAUGGUCUAUCUACUCAUUCUGCUGCCGCCACAGCAAGGAGAUGCACAUCUCCAAGUCCUGGGCAGACCUCUGCAACUGAAGGCACAACAGAACAAAAAAGAACUCAAUCAGCAGACAGAAGAAGGCCGUCAACACCUUCAAGGCCUUCUUCUAGAGUAUCAACACCCUUCACCCCUGCAUCAAGGUCUGUCACACCAGUUCGUAGUACUGUUACAGAGGGACAAAAGAAUUCUAGGUGUAUAACAAGUACAAGGAAUCCUGAUGGCUUGUGGCCAGCAAUGCGAAACCUAUCUUCCUCCUUCCAGUCAGAAUCUAUGGUGACCUCCGGUAAUAAAAAGGAUAAAGUAGUCUCCAGCGGAUCUUUGGAUCGAGCAAAAGGGCAAACUAGUGUUUUAGCCGAGAGGAAGAGGAGUCCGCUGCGAAGGAAGAACAUUGCUGAACAUUGUGAGAAUGCUCAACCUUCAGAGGACUUGCCUAGGAGGGUAAUGGAACAACAGCGUUGGCCAGCCAUGCUUACUGACCGUGUGACCAGCAAUAUUUUGUCAAAAAGUAUUGACAUUUCUGACAAAGCUAGCAGAUCAGUCCCUUUAACUACUAUUUCUAGAGGUCUUUCACCAAGGAAGAUGCCUGAUUCUGAAGGCAUGGGCAAAGGGUUUAAUAAAUCAUUGGAUGAGGUAGCAAGGAGAUUGGCUAUUCAUGCAGGUUUAAGUGAUGCCAAAUUAGACUCUGGCUGUGAUGGUGAUUCACAGUCAACACAGAGAUGCAAAUCUGUUAACCGUCCAAGUAGGGCAGUUACUUUACCUGUUCCUGUUCUUCAUCACUCAUCUGCACCAAGCAAGGACUUGUCAGUUACCUCCUCUAUUUCUAGGUCCUUUCAGAGCCCAUCUCGGAGAAGGCCUUCGACACCUAGCCGAUCACAAAGUGCUGGAAGUAUUCAAUCAGGUGUUUCUUCUCCUAUUAUUAGCUACAUGGUUGAUGCAAAAAAGGGAAAGAAGAAUUCCAGCCAAAUUGACAAUAUCCACCAACUGCGCCUGUUUUAUAAUAGGCACUUGCAAUGGAUCUUUGUAAAUGCUUGUGCAGAAGAUAAUAUUUCUUUCCAAAAGGCAACAGCUGAGAGUGUUAUCUAUAAUGUUUGGAGGAAUACUUUGAACUUGAGGGAUGCUGUUAGUAUGAGAAGAAUCAUGUUGCAAUGCUUAGAGCAAGAGUUGAAGCUCGAUGGCAUUCUUAAAGGGCAGAUUGAUUACCUUGAACAAUGGCCAGCACUUGAAAAGGAAAACAAUAUUUCAUUAUUUCGUGCAACUGAAGCUCUAAAAGCGAGCACAUUGCGUCUUCCAGUUACAUCAGGAGCAAAGGCUGAUGUAGUUGCUCUGAAGAAUGCUGUAAGCUCCGCUGUUGAUGUCAUGCAAGGUUUGGGUUCAGCAGUUUGUUGUAUGCUUCCAAAGGUUGAGGACAGGACAUAUUUGGUAUCAGAACUUUCAGUUAUAGCAGGACAAGAAAAUGUCAUGCUUGAUGAAUGCAGAGAACUCUUGGCUAUGGCAGCAAAACUUCAGGUACAGGAGUCCAGCCUGCGGACACAUCUCACACAACUGAAGCCUGUGCCUGGUCAUAUGAAUUGACGAUCUGAGUAUGUAAAAGUCCCAGACCAACCUUCUGAACAGGUACGACUCUGCAAGUUGACCGCGGCAAUCUGAACAUAUUGUGCAAACAAGCAAGGAGUCUGCAGAGAUGAAAUAAUAGGCCAAACAAAUGUUAAUACAUCCCCUGGUGAUCAUGGUGUGAUGCUGUGCAGCUCACAAUUCAUGGUGCGUAGAGAGAUAGAUUUACUUAGAAUGACUCAUGUGUAAAUGGUUCUCACCAUAUAGACAACUAUCCAGGUCCCACCCACCUCUCUUUAGGUUUUAAAAUUUAAAUUUAGUUAUUACAUUUUUCAAUGAUAGAGCUUUGUUCUUGACUUCUUUCCAACUGUAACUUUUUGGCAUCUGGAAAGAAAAUACAGAUAUGAAAUGAAAGGGCUAAAGUAAUGAAAAAUAUAUUU